Linnemannia hyalina is the source of this 2334-nucleotide messenger RNA. Lineage: Eukaryota; Fungi; Mortierellomycota; Mortierellomycetes; Mortierellales; Mortierellaceae. The record is from the annotation of a GenBank genome assembly.
AUGUCGCGUCCGUCAUCCUUCUUCGAGACCGGCACCCACCACGUCCUCUGCAAAAUUGCAGGAUUAGACCCAAAGGAGUUCCCAUACCCUCAAGACUUUCAGGACUGCUGGGAUCACCACCACGUCCGCCUCGCCUGCUCCGACCGCCCUGCGCAUGCCGCAGUCUCCAACGCAUGGCCCGAUAUUGUCCAAGGGCUAACCACCACUAUCACCAAUUCAAAGCAACUCUCGGAGAUUCUCUCUCGCUGGAAUGAAGGCGACCCUCGUGGAUGGAAUAUUGAUGCCCUGGAAGCCUUUUUAAACCAGAAAGCCGACCGGGAUGUACCCAGCAAGAUUACUCUCACAUCGACCUCAACCUCUGCAACCUCUAUGUCAGAAGGUCGAUUCCAGGAUGGUGAUAACAACAAUGAGCGACCCAUCGAUGAAGGUGAUGACGUGAAAAUGAGUGAUCAUGGGGACGAUGAUGGAACGCGCACACCUCCCGCAGCAUCUGUCAGCCGUCCAUUCUUGCGUUGGGAUCAUAACGAAGAAGCUGCGGAAGACCAAUUCUUGUCGCGUGAAGAACGCGACCGAUUCUUCAAGGUCAUUUUGCCCGGGAUGCAACAGCUCGCUCUCCGUCUACCAGAGCUCGUCAAGCGACCGAUCCCCUUUUUGAAGCAGCAACAAGAUUCUGCCGUUACACUUUCUCAGGAGCAGCACUUCAGCAACCCCAACCCCUACCGGAAACGACCUCACUCUGACAAAUAUGAAGGCAGGAGCACAGGAAAGCAAGAGGGAGGAGCAGGAGGAGGAAGGACGUUAGAUAGCGUGCCAAAGGACCCACAUGGAUCUACUGCUCCACGUCCUAAGAAGCAGUCAUCGUCCAACACAGAUCCUUAUCGUAAUACCGAUGGCCAGCUGUCGCUAUUUGCAUAUUUCAAAAAGACCGAACCGAAAACGUCGUUCAAGCCAGAGUCAUCAAGAACCUCACCACCAGCAACGGCGACUUCUCCCCAUUUCGAUAACAACAAGAAGCAAGGUGGACAUCAUCAACAAGAACGCUCAGUCCGCCCCGGCGAUGGUAGACACGGUGGUGGUGGUAGUGGAGCUGGUACUGUGAAACAGGAGGAUCUGAGUGGACAAGUCAAGUCUGGCAGGGAAACACAUAGUGCAGGACACGAGUCAGCAACACGGAAUUCGCAUACUAAUGCUGGACGAGACUAUAAACGGCCCCCAUUUCCUCGAUACCCAUCCAUCAACUUUUCCAGUCUUUUCCACAGCGACGAAGCCCGGAACCCUUUGCCUACUGGAGUUGUGACAUUCCAUAGACAAGUCUUGAACGAUACAGUUACACUGAGCUCGGGAGAGAUGCUUAACCAGGCGCCGUUCCGUUACUCGAAUGUUCAGAUUGAGUUGGAUGCUCCCCUCGAAGAUGACGCCCCACUCGGUGCCCUUCAGUUGGACUUCGCCAACAAAGUCAUUGGCGGUGGAGUCCUUAGUCGAGGGGCAGUUCAGGAGGAGAUUCGGUUUGUGAUCUGCCCUGAGCUGAUCAUUUCUCGACUGUUCACGCAGACACUUCAGAACAAUGAAGCGCUGUUGAUGAAGGGCGCGGAGCGGUUCUCAAAUUACAACGGAUAUGCCCAGACUUUUGAAUGGCACUCCAACCACAUCGACACCACUCCAAGAGACAAGCUAGGUCGAAGGAAGACAGAAAUUUGUGCGAUUGACGCGUUGCCUUUCAAGUCCGUAUCCGAGCGACUAGACCAAUUCUGUGAAUCGGCAGUUCUUCGAGAACUCAACAAGGCUAUCGUCGGGUUCCGACGGUCACCCAUCACAUCCACGGAAUGGGGUCUCUGUCGUGGAGAAGCCCCCUCGCCUCGCGGGGAACUCAUCGCCACGGGUAACUGGGGUUGUGGCGCGUUUGGGGGUCAUUUGCAGUUGAAGUUUUUGAUCCAGUUGAUGGCUGCUUCUGUAUGCUCUGCGUAUUCAAGGGUGGAUGAUGGGGAUGAUCUGGGAAGGGAUUUGGUCUAUUUCACGUAUGGGCUUGAUGGGUUUGCGGAUGAGAUCCGGACUUUUAUGGCGCACCUCCAAGCCUCUCCUCAACUCUUUGAACCCUGGAAGCUGCUGGACUGCAUCAUCAAUUACCCAAUGAAAUCCGGACGUGGCGACAUUGUAGCUUUGCGGUCCGACAAGUCUCUGCUGGACUAUGUCAGUGCCUCGUUUGGCUUCCCCAACGCCUCUCACAGCAAUGGUGGUCUGUCGGUGAAUGAUACUCAACCGUCAACUUUGGAGACCUCUUCGUGGAGUGAUGAUGCAGAGUAUACUACUCCUGAGCCUGAACCUCAGUCUGAUUAG